CAAUCAGGCAGUCAAAUCCAGGGAAAACGAAAGAGCGUUCUGGAAGUCAGCCGUGAUCCUCCCUCCGCGCGCCCAAGGCCACUUUUCCCUGCUGUUCAUCUCCUUCUUGUGGACGCUCAGCAAGCACACGCAUACUCCGGUGGUUAUGGGCAGCGUGAGUCGCCGCGUGUUUUAGUACCCUGCUGCUUGUGAGCGGUUAAGCCGUUGGAUGCUGUCCCAGUGUCGCCAUCGAUAAUGCUUAAGAUGAAGUUGCCCCAAAGGAAGAGCAAACUAAAGGCAUCUGAUGAUGAGGAGGACGAAGAGGAGCGCGGCCCCUGCUCUAUGUGCGAACCUGGCGCCUUACAGAGGGAGGCAGCGUACAAAUGGUUUGUGAAUUCGCUGGGCCCUGCUCACCGCCUAGAGUUCGCCUGUGGGCUCCUGGACCUGUGUAACCCGCUAGAGUUGCGGUUCCUGGGAUCAUACUUGGAGGAUCUAGCUCGUAAGGACUGCCACUAUCUGCGGGACUUCGAGACCCGCGCCAACGGGCUCAGUGAGGAGGCGGCGGCGGGGCUGCAACAGCUGUUGGGGAACCUGAGCGACUCGGCCUCCCGCUCCAAGCUUAUAAUUUAUUUGGCGCUGCUCAGCCCAGAGAACCGAGAGGUUGCUAGCCGUAUGUAUCGCCUGCUACUAUUGCCAACUGUCGGUCCUGGUGGACUUCUGGGUGGGUGGGACGAAGAGGAGGACGAGAGAGAGCCCCGGGAGGUGGAGGCUGCCAGCGAAGAGCUGCUCCUGCUCUUUACCAUGGCCUCUUUGCACCCGGCCUUCUCUUUUCACCAGAGGGUCAACAUGCAGGAGAAGCUUGAAGAGCUUCGGAAAGCUAUGUGCAGGAUUCGGCGAACCCAGGGGAAUGUUCAUGAAUAUUUGCCAAGCGGUGAAAAUCAUAUGGUAGAGAGCUGUUCUGCUGCUCACAAUGGGGUCUCUGCAACAUCUCACAAACUACAGCGAGAAGCUGUACAUAUUGAGAAGAUAUCUUUUAUAGGUGUGCAAACAAAGAGGGCAGAGAAGAAUUUGGAGUACACCUUUAAGGUAACGUGGUCUGAUCAUUCAGUAACGUCUGUGACAAAGUCACACAAGGAGCUUUUGGAAUUCCUGUUAAAACUUCCAAAGGAGUUUUCCAGUGAAUCUUUUGACAAGACCAUUUUGUGUGCACUUAACCAGGGUUUCCAAACAAGGGAAGACCGUUCACCCCCUGAUUUGGAGCCUAUAGUCAGGCAGAUAUUUUCGUCCCAGGCUUUUCUGCAAAAUCAGCGGGUACAGACAUUCUUCCAGGCAAAGCCAGGGGAAUCUAGCCACCCUCAUAGUAAUUUACCAGCUGGGCCAAAUGUGUGUAAAACACCAGAGCUUUUCAAGGAAGACAGCUCUGAGGCAUCCAGUCAGGAAGAAGAUGUUCAGCAGCACAUGACCAUUCACAAGAAACAUGGUGGGAAAUGUCUGCUUGCAAACAGCUCUGUCACCAAAAGCUCAUCCCUGGAGGGUCUUCAUAUGCUGCAUCCUGAUCAAAAUGGUGGAACAGACUGGCAGAAGAAAAGCUGCCCUGGAUCUCCACAUCCAGACAGUCAUACACGACUAGCAGACCAGCGAGCAAAAGAUAAGUGGAGCCCACGUGCAUCUAACAGGGACACUGCAACUUCUGAAAGAAAGAUUUCAGAGAAAUUUGAUGGCAGAGCAAUCAGCAGAACAAAUGGAGUGAAACAUAUACAGAGCUUGGACACCGCUAUUAUAAAAGAUACUGAUAGUAACUCUGAGGAUUCCGCAAAACACAGUGUUUCCAGCUUCACGGCCAAGCUGCCUACUUCUCAUAGUAACAGCACUGAAACUCCAGUAGAUGAUACUUUAAAUACUUCCAAGUUCCACAUUACCUUCAUGCCUAAUUUGCCCUGCGGGAUGUACAGUGGUGCAGAAAAAACAGAAACUAUGCUAUCACCACCGCUUCCUGCAGAAGGAAAAGCAAUUGGUUUGCUUGUUACUAGCCCAUUGUCUUUGUCUCCGGUGAGAGAAACGUAUAACCAGGGCUCAUUUGGAAUUAGUGUUCCAGCUGUUUCAUCAAAUAUUGGAGAAUCCGAAAAGCGCAUUGAUGUGCUGAAUUCCUCUUUACCUGUGCCAUCGACUUUCCUCUCUCGCAAUUGUUCUCUCAGCAACCCUGCAUUGACUCUACCAAUUCACAGGCUAAAAGUGUCCUCUCAGGGGCCAUCUGAGGCCUGUACACUGAAUGGUUCUACACAGACUAGCUUGGGCUUGGGAUCUGCCACCACUGGAUUUAUUUCUGUUCAUAGUCCAGGAGGAUUUGCAGUACCUCCUGUAACAGCUUCAGAUCCUCUAUUGAAACCUCAAGUAGUUGGACUUAAUCAGGUAGUGCCUCAUCCUGAUGGAAAUGCAGGGGCCCUUCCACCUUCUACAAAUCUAAAGUUAGUUCUUCCAGCAAAUAGCAUGUCUCCAGCUCCCCCAUCAGUCUCUUACCCUUUGUCUGGAGCCACACUUGCAACAGGUGUAUUGCCUACUCAGAACACCAAUGUGCUCAAUGCUGCUGUCACUGCUGUUUCAUCUCAGCCAGGCAAUGUUGCCAUGGGGCAGGUGCAAGCUACUAUUCCUCCUGCUGUUCCCACCCACACUCCUGGCCCAGCCCCAAGUCCUAGCCCAGCGCUGACUCAUAGUACUGCACAGAGUGACAGCACAUCAUUUAUCAGUGCUGCGGUUGGGAAUACCAGCACAAAUGGCUCUCUCUUACCACCACAGCAGAUGGGUCCAGGCGCUUGCGGCUCUUGUGGGCGCCGAUGCGGCUGUGGAAACAAUGGAGUACCUGUCGGUAGUUACUUUUAUGCCAACCCCAUUCAUGGACAGGUGUACAGAGUCCCUCCUUUCUUUACUUUGCCAUCCAUUUGUAAUGGCACCUACCUCAACCAAGCACAUCAGAGCAAUGGGACACAGCUUCCCUUCUUCCUUUCUCAAGCACCCUACACCAAUGGACUAAUGCAUGACCCUGUGCUUGGGGGCCAGGCCAACUAUGGUAUACAGCAGGUGCCAGGUUAUGGACAGCGGUACUUUCAAAUGUACACAGGACCUGUACACAGUACUGUACCAAAUGCCAAUGGAUCAGGGCCCAAGAAAACUGGAAAUAUCUCGUGCUACAAUUGUGGGGUAGCUGGGCAUUAUGCACAGGACUGUAAACAGCCUACUUUGGAGGCCAGUCAGCAAGGUAAUCGCGAUAGCUCCCAAAGGACUUGUUUCUAAAUGUCUUUGUGUGUCUCCUUUUUUCCCCACAUGGUGACUGUGGUCUAGAUGUUUGUACAUCUGUGUGUGUGUGUGUGUAUAUAUACUGUGCUCUCGCUUUACUGUUUACAACAGUGCAAAGUGUCAUGUUGGAUUUUAUUCACCAUUGCCAUAUUUCCUUUAAGGUAUACCUGUGGAACAAAAAAAAAUAUUAAGGUACAGUGGCUUAAUAUGCCGCUAUAUUCUGAUAUUGUUUGUAUUCUUUUGAUGCCUAAUUGUUUAUAAACCCUGUGCCUCUGUAACUCCUUGUUGGUAUUCAGUGUUACAGUUGCUCAGAACAUUACCUGAAGUGUUAUUUACCUUGGUAAAUGAAGGAAAAUGGUGGAUUUCACCCCAACAUAGGAAUUGUAUAUGAUUAAAUACUGUUUAUAUGGGAACUCUGCUUUCAGUUUCUUUCACACUUAACGGUUAAAUUUUGAGUUUAAGAAACUGUUAUUUUCUUUAAUUUCUUAUUUCCCUUUGAUUCAUUUUUCAACAUUUUUUUUUGUUUUGAUUGUUUCCUUGUAAGCACUGACUUAGAAGUUCUCUUUCCUGUUUUAGGCACUUACAGGCUGAGGUAUGCACCUCCCCCUUCCCCUUCCCAUGAUACCAUGGAUUCUACUGACUGAAACAAUCCACAAAAUUAAAAAAUAAAUUACCAUAAUUUUAAGGUAUGGAAGUUUUGUUGGCCUUGGGUUUAAACACUUUGCCAGUGCAUUUUAAGGAGAAAAGAAUCCUUCAUUACUGGUGCCAUUAAAUCCAAGUAAUGAACUCAAGAUGAAUAAUAUAUAGGCAAAUGCUCACUGCUCACAUAUGUUACUGGACACAGCUAUUUCUGAAACAGAAGAAGAAAAUGUUGAAUGGAAAGGGCAAUGAUUAACAGAGCUACCAGACCAGGAGAAGCUGAAGCCCUGGGGUCUUCUGAUUAAAGUUGCUAUCUUGCUUCCUUACACCAUCUCUUCUGUGCAUCUUGGACACGUGAAAGGCCAAUUUUCUUCCUUCAGGGAAUGCAUGGUUAAUUUAAAAAAUAAUCUAAAAACUUGUACCUGUGCACAUGCACCUAGCUACACAUAUAUAAAAUUACUUGGAUUAAUGUUUGCCAUCUUUUUUACUCUUGACGUUUUUAGGCAACCUAUUAAAUUACAAGCUUGGUUAUUGUUGGAGUUGAAAAUACAAGGUAAAGCAUGGCUCAAACCAAGUGUUUGGCUACAGCUGUUUUAUACUCUAACAAUAAUGAAAGAAAAUAUUAGUUCAUUUAGUUAACUUAUUUAAAUUUAGGUACAGGCAUUGUUUACCUAUGAGGACAUUUUUUUGUUAAGAGCUAUAUUCUUACAAUUUAUAUUGGGCUGUGGCAGUUUAACUUCCAGUUAAGUUCCAUCCAUAUUUACAGUAUUUAAUAUAAAAUAUUUUUUCAGUCCUUCCUUUCAUGUUGACUAUGUCUACCAUUGAGUGUAAAUUAUAAUGUGAAAGACUGAAUUUGUGUAUUAAACAUGUUAGUGUCAUAUCAAAGAACUAAUGCUGCUGUUUUUUUGUUUUUUAUUUAAAUAGCCAACAUAUGCACUAAAUGUUCCAGGUAAUAUUUGAUUUUCCUAUGUGCACUGACGUUAUCUGGAAGGAGAGUGUGUGUAUGGGAAUCUUGUGUUUUGAGAGCAGUUUGUUUACCAGCACCAUAUGUCUCCAGUUUGUGGGGGGGGGAUUGUUUUGUUUUUUAAAUCUUCAUUCCUUGUGAAUUUUGUAUUUUUUAUUUUCUUUAAAUCAAAAUUCUCUUUGGGCUACUCCGGCAUUUAAAUAUUAUACCAUUUCACCACAAGUAAAAAGUUGGCUUAAGAACUAUUAAAUUAAAGCUGGAAGAUACUGCUAGACUGUAUAAAUACCGGUGAUAAAACAAACAAAAAAGAUCUGGUUCUAAGUGUAAAACACCAGUCUUUUGUUAAGCCGCUUAUGAAUUUCAAAACUUGAAAAAGGAAAAAAAAAAAUAUAUUGAUUACAUAUUUUUUCUUAAGUAAUGUUUUUAUAUAGUAUUGAAAGAAAGCAACAUUUAUUCAAAGCAAGCUGAGUGAGUGGUUGGGGGGGAGAGUUGCAAGGGAUAGUUAAUAUGGAGCUUUAAUUUAAAAAAAAAAAAAUCUUAUAAAUAUUUUAUUUGAUCUAGAUAUUUUUUGACCUGAUUUAAUUGUUAAAAUACAGUUGAGCUGUUCUAGUGAAGGUAGUGAAAGACUCCUCAUUGGUUGAAAUGACAGCCAGGACUGCCUGAUGGAGAUUUAAAAAUUCUGUACUGUAAACAGGAGUUGAUACCUUCUCUUUAUUUGUAUGUUUACCAUAUUCUUUGAUAUUUCAAUUGUUAUGUACUGGAAAUGUUACUUAUAUUUCUAGAAAAGAUUUUGGAUUUUAUGCAACUUAUUUCCUUGAAUUCCUUGAACAGCAAUAAAAAGAUGAAAGCAUGA
Messenger RNA from Bombina bombina (fire-bellied toad), 5726 nucleotides. It is a transcript of the gene ZCCHC2, whose product is annotated as zinc finger CCHC-type containing 2. Gene Ontology annotation, molecular function: phosphatidylinositol binding; zinc ion binding; nucleic acid binding. The transcript has 12 exons. The coding region runs from base 235 to 3267 and encodes 1010 amino acids. Lineage: Eukaryota; Metazoa; Chordata; Amphibia; Anura; Bombinatoridae. The record is from RefSeq and is a predicted model, not a curated record.